This is a messenger RNA of Cryptococcus deneoformans JEC21, 1086 nucleotides long. RefSeq lists its product as hypothetical. The transcript has 5 exons. The coding region runs from base 121 to 783 and encodes 220 amino acids. NCBI's taxonomy places the organism in Eukaryota, Fungi, Basidiomycota, Tremellomycetes, Tremellales, Cryptococcaceae. Gene Ontology annotation, biological process: mitochondrial fission. Gene Ontology annotation, cellular component: mitochondrion. The record is from RefSeq and is a predicted model, not a curated record.
GGACGGCGGGAAAUAGUCAUCGUCUCUGUAAUAAGUUAGAGAAGAUACUACCCUCAACAAACGCGCCAGCAUCUCCUGCAUUACUUCCCCUUGAAUCUGAGCAGCACGGAGCCGAUAUCGAUGCCUUCCAAUAGAUCUGCAAUUCAGGUCGCUGAGGAUUCUACCAAAGGGAAUGCCAAGUCUGUAGAGCAGGCCUCUGAAGAUAAACUGCAAGGCCUCGUCGAAGAGAAUGCCGACUCCACCGAAUCCAGCAUCCGAUAUGCUGCUUAUCUCAGGCGUGCUAGGGAUGUCGUCAGGGCUGGCUCUCGUUACACCGCUUACACCAGUGAUGUUGGAGAGGCUUUCCGACCAGUUGUACCCCCUUGGCUGGUCACGGCCGCCUACGGUGUUUCAUGGGCCUAUCUGAUCGGUGAUGUCUCAUUUACGACCUACAAAUCCUCGCAGCUCGGUCCUUCGCCUAUUGAAGCCGCCAACAUGUCAGAGCGCACCCGUUUGGCUAUGGUAGCUGUCAAGCGAUCCGUUUUUCAGGGUGUAGCUUCGAUGGCCUUGCCUGCCUUCACGAUCCACACUGCCGUCAGGUACGCCGGACGAGCGUUUGCCAAGAGCCAAAAUGCUAUUUUGAGGAGAUGGGGACCUACAGCUGUUGGUAUCGGUAUUGUACCCGCCCUUCCUUACAUGUUCGAUCAUCCUGUUGAGCAAGCCACCGACGCCUUGUUCGAAAAGGUUGAGGAGAGUUAUUUCAGGAAGAACGUGUUGGAAUCUGAACCUAAACGAGAAUUAUAGACAAAAGAAUUGGCAUACUACGCAUGCUAUUGUGAAUCGCUCAUAGCCUCUAUGGAACAUACAAUGAACUCAUCUACAAGGUUCAGCCUCUAUGGUACUAUAAUCGGACUCCAAGGGCCGUUUUAUUUCUAAUCUUCUAAUGAUCGCCAUGAUGUGUACAAAGAUACAUUCCACUUUGACUCUGCGGGGCUCACAUCGCCAUCGGACAGCAAUAACAAAGCCAUACGCUGUUUAGCAGUGGCAUUGACAUUGGGCAACUUUUUUCGCGUAUGUCGUCCAUGCCUUUCGUCAAGGGUUUGACUG